UGCUCACUCUGUGUAUUUAAGCCCUGUGUUUUCUUCAUUCUGUGUUGUGAUCUCCCUCGUCCCACACGGUGUGGUCCAUUUGCCAGCCUGCCUGUUUAGUUUACUGGUAUUUUCAGAUUAGUUAUUUUAUCUUCAGCAAUAAAGCUGUUUUUGGAAUACACUUGUUGCCUCCUGGAGUCCGUACAUUGGGUCCUUCUCAACUGCUGCACACAUCACAUGACAGAAGUACAGAACAUGGACCCAGCAGACUCGGCUUGGUAUCAGCAGUUCGCAGUUUGUGCCUUCCCCAAGGAAGGAACACCGUUCUACGGGUGUUGUUUGGCUCGGGGAGGCCCCCCCCCAAUUAUAAACUCACCUCAGAGAAUUUUGGAAUUUCAUUUCUGAAUGAAGAAUUGUCAGGGGUUGCGUGUGAAGGCGAGGAAGAAAGAACCCAAACGCAGGACUUGCCGGUAGGUGAGGACUGGUGAUUUAUUGCAGAGCACGGAGGAAUGAACAGAACAUGAGAUGGCUGACUUACUGGCCAACUGAAAGACUGACUGAAUGGCUGACUGAGUAUACAGCACACACAGGAAUGACAACAUCAAUGACACGAUGGUGAACAAGUGGGAACAGAAGACUUAAAUACACAGACUGAUGAGGAUGAUAAUGAGAGGCCCGUGAGUACACAGCUGAACAUAAUCUGGCUAAUGACGCAUGGAACAAGAUGGCACAGGAAAAACAGGAAAUGAGAACAAGUGAAAAAUACAGUGAACAUGAAGAAUGAACUGAAAAUACUGGGUAAGCAACCCAGGAACCCUGACAAUUAGAAAGGGAGAACUGUUUUCAUUUCCCUCCUUCUGUGCUGGCAAAACACUCAUAUAAUUCCCUCUUACUUUGCUGUUUUGCUUCUACAAAGAUAAAAAAAUCACUCUUCCUGUACAGCUGUUUACUUCAAAAACAGUUUUCUAUCUCAAAUCUGUUUUCUGCAUUAUUCGUUUGCUUAUUAUGCGCAAGUCAUGUAUAGCACUGUCGACUGCUGUUUUUGUUUGUUUUUUCCAAAAAUGACUUACAACAACAAAGCCUCAUUUCUGCUGUUUAAAGCAAAUAAAUUUCAACGUUUUUAAAUGAUGCCAAAUUGCAAAAUGCUUAGCUGUGCAUGGAUAUCUGAUGGUCUUUGGUGGCAGCUGAUCACAUGCUAAAACACCCAGAAAAUGAGUCCCCAUUACUAAUUUCUUUUAACAACGCUGGUUAGUCCUAUAGUACUCAUUUUUGAGUCUGUUGUUGUUGUUGUCUCAUGUUUGAUAUCUCAAUGACUGAAUCAAAAACAGAAUAACAAAUGAGUGUGACUGUACGAUUUCUGAAACGGGUUUCUAACCUUAUGUUGCUCAUUUUAAUUAAAAAACAAAUUCCCUGAAUGACCAACAUCAGCUUCCAGGUUAAAGCAGAACAAUGAGUAACUGGCACCAAAAUCCUCAUAAGCAGAGGUAUCAAUUCUGGAGAGUGUAAUGUUUAAAGCCAUUGUGUCUACAAAUCACCACAGACCAAUGUAAACAGUAUCACAACAUGUGUUUGGCAGAGAAAAAGCUUAUCGUUUCUAAACACUUGGUGUGAGGAUUGAGUGAAGAGAUUUUAGGACAGUCAAAGUUUGAGCACUGUGCUCACAGCUGUGACCCAUCCACACAUUACAACUAUGCACUUGUGUUGAUAAUAUUUUUGCCCAUCACUCCAAAAAAAACAGACGCUCAUAGAAGCUGUUACCACAGCCACAACAGAUGCUAAAAAUUGCCUGCUGCAAGCCUUAGGGAGUCACAUUUGUGUGAUUCAGUUACAAAUUCUUCUCUUGAAAGGUAAACUCUUACAAAUAAAUUUGCCAUAAGCCCGGGGGUUAAAAUAUACCCCCAAUCAUAAAAUUGAGGUGAACUGUAGUGAACGAAAAUGCACUUUUGUAGUCCAGCUCCUGCACAUCUGUAGAUAAUUACAGGGCUUCACCACAAGGAGGAAGCAGUUCUGAGUAUGGCAGGAUACUGCAAGUCUUUACCACAAGGUAAAGUUUUUCAGACAAGAAAGAGACUGCAGACUGAUCACAUCUCACAACUACUCUCUCCACUUUCUUUGUAUAAAACAGAACGGAUCAGAUCCUCUUUCAAGAAUAUCAAGGUGUGAAGAUGCUUCAGAGGAAACCAUUAGUUUUCUUUGUCUUGCUGUGUGCCACUGCCAUUGGAGUCUUUUCUAGAGCUUCAUGGAUUUUAAAUGUGUACCAGGAUUUCUUCCUCCCUCAGAAUGAAAGUGUUUGUUCCUGCAACAAAUGUUUAAUGGAAUAUGACCCAUGGCUUAGUGAACUUAUGAAAGAAUCUCCUGAGCCCUUUCUAUCACCCACAAACAAUAUCUCAGAGAAUACAUUUAACUGGUGGAAGGGCAUACAGACAGACAGACGCAACUUCGCUUUGUACAAUAAAACAGUGGACAAGGUUUUUCAGAUCUUCCCACCCAAAGUCAAUUUCACAAGAUCCAGCCCUGACCUUUGUAGAACUUGUGCUGUGGUUGGGAAUUCUGGUAAUCUCAAUGGAUCGCAUUAUGGACCACUGAUAGACUUUCAUGAUAUUGUUAUAAGAAUAAACCGUGGGCCCACAAAAGGCUUUGAAAGAGAUGUUGGAAACAAAACAACAUACCAUGUGAUGUAUCCAAGGAGUUUCAAAAAUUUGGACAACACCACACAUCUUGUGUUUUUUCCAUUCAAAAUUUACGAUCUACAGUGGCUUAUCCGGUCUUUUACUCAAAGGCAAAAAGAAACUGCUAAAUCAGGUUUGAAAACUAACACGGAUAUGGUGAUGAUCCUCAGCCCUGCUUUCAUGAAAUAUGUCCAUUAUGUUUGGCUAAAAAAGCAUGGGAGGUAUCCAUCCACUGGCUUUCUGACUUUAGUUCUCAGCUUGUACUUGUGUGAUGAGAUUAAUGUGUUUGGAUUUGGAGCAGACAAGAAUGGAAACUGGAAUCAUUACUAUGAGCA
Haplochromis burtoni (Burton's mouthbrooder) is the source of this 2983-nucleotide messenger RNA. RefSeq names its product CMP-N-acetylneuraminate-beta-galactosamide-alpha-2,3-sialyltransferase 1. The record is from RefSeq and is a predicted model, not a curated record. Gene Ontology annotation, molecular function: beta-galactoside (CMP) alpha-2,3-sialyltransferase activity. NCBI's taxonomy places the organism in Eukaryota, Metazoa, Chordata, Actinopteri, Cichliformes, Cichlidae.